This is a messenger RNA of Diachasmimorpha longicaudata, 1934 nucleotides long. RefSeq names its product sodium-coupled monocarboxylate transporter 1-like. The transcript has 8 exons. Bases 124 to 1878 code for a protein of 584 amino acids. NCBI's taxonomy places the organism in Eukaryota, Metazoa, Arthropoda, Insecta, Hymenoptera, Braconidae. Gene Ontology annotation, biological process: sodium ion transport; transmembrane transport. The record is from RefSeq and is a predicted model, not a curated record. Gene Ontology annotation, cellular component: membrane. Gene Ontology annotation, molecular function: symporter activity.
ACUGGAGAAUUCAGGAUGAGUGGGCACAUCCGAAAAACAUUGCAGUAACGUAAAUGUCAUCGCAAGAUUUGUAUCGUUCAUCAACUCGAAAAUUUGUUUUGCAAGAGAUUGUAAUCAGUCGAAAUGGUUAUUAAUAAGACUGAUGAGUUGGACUACGUAUAUUUGACAUUUGGAUGGAUUGAUUACACAUUUUUUACGCUGCUGUUGGGGGUCAGUUUGGCUAUUGGCAUUUACUUUGGAUUUUUUAAAAAACAGGACAAUACGACUGAUUAUUUCCUUGGGGGGAAGACUAUGAACUACUUCCCCGUAGCUAUGAGUAUUCUGGCGAGUCACGUUUCUGGGAUGACGUUACUGGGGGUUCCUACAGAAGUCUACUUUCACGGGUCUCAAUACUUGGCUGUAGUGUUUACAGUUUUGUUUAUGGUUCUGGCGACGAUCUACAUAUUUCUACCUGUUUUUUCUAAACUUCAAAUCCCCAGUGCAUUCGGUUAUCUCGAGGUCAGGUUUGCCCGUCCAGUGAGACUUCUCUGCUCAUUUCUUUACAGUAUCUCUCUGUUGAUCUUUGUACCGAUGGUUGUCUACGUCCCGGCGUUAGCCUUCUCCCAAGUCACCGGAUUCAGCCUUCAUGUACUCUCCCCGAUACUCUGUAUUGUCUGCAUUACUUAUACGACCAUCGGCGGAUUGAAAGCGGUUGUCUGGACGGAUACAAUACAACUGUCAAUCACCUGUGGUGGUCUCUUAGUCAUUAUCGGAUUGGGAAUAAAAGCUGUGGGAGGAUUUCUGGAAGUCGUCAGAAUAUCCGAUGAAGGAGGACGUCUCAUAUUUUUCAACAUGGAUCCGAGUCCUUUUCAGAGAAAUACAUUCUGGGGCAUGAGUAUUGGAAUGACAUUUCAUUUCAUCAGCCACAUGAGUAUCAACCAAGGAUUUGUGCAGAGAUGCCUAGCGGUACCCAGCCGAGGGGACGCGGUGAUUUCGAUUGUCUUCAUGGGAGCAGGAAUGGUGCUCCUGAAGGCUUUGUCAGCAUUCGUUGGACUCAUCAUUUACGCGUAUUAUCACGACUGCGAUCCUCUAGCAAUUGAUGCGAUAGAAAGGAAUGAUCAACUAUUCCCCUAUUACGUGAUGGAUGUGGCUGGACAUUUACCUGGACUUCCAGGUCUAUUUCUAGCUGGAUUAGUCAGUGCAGCUCUAUCAACGAUGAGUGCCAACCUUAAUACGGUAUCGGGGAGUGUGUAUGAGGAUUUUAUCGAGCCGUGGAUCCCUGAGGGGCCGCGAAAGGAAGUCAUCGGGGCGAAUAUUAUGAAGGUAGUAGUUGUGAUAUUCGGCUGUUUGGCUGGGGGUUUAGUCUUCGUUGUUGAGCAUUUGGGAACUGUUUUUCAAAUGGGAAUAGCCUUGAAAUCUCUGUUAGACGGCCCAGUCCUUGGACUAUUUGUCCUUGGGAUGAUGGUGCCUUGGGUUAAAACUCGAGGGGCUAUUACCGGCGCCCUGUUGUCCAUUGGCAUUAUGGCAUGGCUGAUUUUUACAACUCAGUGGUAUCAGUCCCAGGGACGAAUCAGAAAUGAUCCAUUACCGGUUAAUGUGCAUGGAUGUGCUGCACCGUGGAAUGAGACCAUCAUACCAACCAAACCAUCAAUUUCACCCGAUGAUGAACCUUCGAUGAUUUAUCAGAUUUCCUUUUUAUAUUACACACUUAUUGGAUUUUUUUUCACUCUCCUGCUGUCAAUUACUGUCAGCCUUAUGCUUGGGGAAACCGAUAUCUCCAACAUAAAUCCUGAUCACAUUACUCCGUGUAUUCAAAGAUUUUUAGAGAAAAGAAAGUACGCGGAAGUUUCACUCAAGGAUGUCGACACAGGAAUAAUAACGAAUGGUGAAAAAAAAUGAAUCCACUUGUCAUUGUUUGUCAUAUAUAUAUUUUUCUCACACAUUAUCAAUUACAG